UAGAAAAACUGAACAUACUGGCAACCUUAAAAUAAUAUCAAUAGCCGGCAUGGAAUGAUAACAAACAAGUCUAACUAAGUUUGAUAGAUAAGCAGUCUACCUCGCUGUAAUAGCAAUUGUCAAUAGGAAAAUUAGCUCUAAUCCUUCAUUAAAUAACGUCGCUAUUUAAUAAUAAGCUAAUGCGAUGGCGACAAAUCCUAAAUUCACAUUUCGACGAGCCAAAAUCGAAGACAUUUGUGCCGUACGUCAAAUGAUACAGGAACUGGCUGACUUCGAAAAGAUGAGCGAUGGCCCGAAGCUAACAGAGAAAGACUUGAUACGCGAUGCCGGGCUCGAUGGAGGUCAAGAAUACUGUCACAUUUAUGUGCUCGAACUGCAAACUGAAGAGCAGCCUACGCCCGUCACUAUAGGUUAUAGUAUUUGCUUCUACUCCUACUCAACAUGGCAAGGGAGAGCGUAUUUUCUUGAGGAUAUUUAUGUGCGUCCCGCAUAUCGUCGUUUAGGUGCUGGUUCCUAUAUUUUCCGUGCUAUUGCGGAUAAAGCAAAGGAAUACAAUUGUAAACGUUUGGAUUUUCAUGUGCUUGGUUGGAAUCCAGCACGUAAAUUUUAUGAAAGAAUGGGCGCCGUGGAUUUGACUGAGAGUGAAGAAUGGCAUUUUUAUCGACUGCAUGGCGAACAAAUUGAGAAAUUGGCCCUUGGAGUUUAGAAUUGUUUUGCCAAAACGAAGCAAACAAAAGCAGGGAAAGUAGUAAAUUGCUACAACAACAACAACACAGCAAUAAAGAAAGGUAGUGAACUGCUACAACGAGACGAUAUGGCAUUAAGGGGUUAUAUACAGUUAGAAACCGAAAAAACGAAUUUUCCAGAAUUUUUUCAGAGAAAAUUUUUAAAUUUAUUGAUCUAAAAAUUUGUGUUAUUUAUGGGGUUGGUGUCGAAAUUCUGUAUGUACAAAAUUCUAAAAACAAAAUUCUGCUUUUUAAAAUUCUGCUUUUUUUAAAUUCUGCUUUCUAAAAUUCUGCUUUCAAAAUUCUGUAUUACAAAAUUCUGCAUUAAAAUAUAAUGUUAACAAUGUUAAAGAGGUAAUGUAAUUAUUUAAUUUAUUAUUAUUAUUAUUUUUUAUUAUUAUAAUAUAUUAUUCGAGAU
Messenger RNA from Anastrepha obliqua, 1143 nucleotides. RefSeq names its product thialysine N-epsilon-acetyltransferase. The transcript is spliced from 4 exons. The coding region runs from base 185 to 706 and encodes 173 amino acids. Lineage: Eukaryota; Metazoa; Arthropoda; Insecta; Diptera; Tephritidae. Gene Ontology annotation, molecular function: N-acetyltransferase activity. The record is from RefSeq and is a predicted model, not a curated record.